GCUCGCGGACACGCGCGCGCGGGCGCUCUCUCUGCCCCCCUCCCCACCACCCUUUCUGCAUUUCUCUCCAUUAGGACGGGCUGAACGAUGCGAUCGCUCGCAGCCAUCGCCGCCGCCGCCCAUUAGAGACCCCCAGAUUAGGGGGAGGGGAGAGGAAGAGGGGGAGGAAGGAAAAAAGAAACCUCACCCCAAUCCAAACAGCAGCCCACCGCCCGGGGGGAAAGAAGAAGGAAAGAAAAAAAGGGGGGAAAAGAAAGAAAAGCAACGGAAAGGAAAUCCGAAGACGAGAAAUUCUGGCCGAAGAAGGAAGGGCGGAAAACCCCAACAUUUUGAACACUUUCUCUCGGGCCAGCUCGCUCUCUCUUAGCUGGGGCUCCGCUUCCUCCGACUUCACCGGCAGGCGAGCCACCUCCCUUCCCUUCUCCCAGCGCCCCCCCUCCCGACCAGCUCCUGCAGCUCCCGCAAGCUCGGCUGUGGUUCCUUUGGAUGCCUUGAUUCGCCGGAGCGAGCGAAGAGCAGGGCUGGGAAACAGGAGGAGAAGAGAGGAGCAGAAGGAGGGAGAGAAGGAGAAAGAGAGAGAGAGAGAGAGGAGAGGAUCUCCCCCCUCGGCCUUUGGCGUUGCAACCCGAGCUCCUCCCGGCCGGCUUUUCCCCCCCUUUGGGCUCCUCCGUGAAAGGGUGGGGGGGAAGAGGCGAAGGAGAAGGGUCCGCCAGCCCGGCACCGUUCCCGAUUUGGGGCCACCAUGGGAUGUACGUUGAGCGCCGAAGAAAGGGCCGCCUUGGAAAGGAGCAAAGCGAUCGAGAAGAACCUCAAGGAAGACGGCCUAACCGCGGCCAAAGAUGUGAAAUUACUCCUGCUAGGGGCUGGGGAAUCCGGCAAAAGCACAAUUGUGAAGCAGAUGAAGAUCAUCCAUGAAGAUGGCUUUUCUGGAGAAGACGUGAAGCAGUACAAGCCUGUGAUCUAUAGCAACACUAUCCAAUCCUUGGCAGCUAUUGUCCGUGCCAUGGACACACUGGGCGUAGAAUACGGGGAUAAGGAAAGACGGGCUGAUGCCAAGAUGGUCUGUGAUGUCGUGAGUCGGAUGGAAGACACGGAGCCCUUCUCUCCAGAGCUGCUUUCGGCGAUGAUCAGGCUUUGGUCCGACAGUGGCCUCCAAGAGUGUUUCAACCGGUCCCGAGAAUAUCAGCUCAAUGACUCUGCUCAAUACUAUCUAGACUGCUUAGAUCGAAUUGGAGCUGCCGACUACCAGCCCACAGAGCAAGACAUCCUGCGAACCAGGGUCAAAACAACCGGCAUUGUAGAAACUCAUUUCACAUUCAAAAACCUCCAUUUCAGGCUGUUUGAUGUUGGGGGUCAGAGAUCGGAGCGUAAGAAGUGGAUCCACUGUUUUGAGGAUGUCACGGCAAUCAUCUUCUGUGUUGCGCUGAGUGGGUAUGACCAGGUACUUCAUGAAGAUGAAACAACGAAUCGCAUGCAUGAAUCGCUGAAGCUGUUUGAUAGUAUCUGUAACAAUAAAUGGUUCACAGAUACCUCCAUCAUUCUCUUCCUCAAUAAGAAGGACAUUUUUGAAGAGAAGAUUAAGAAAUCCCCGUUAAUUAUCUGCUUUCCAGAUUAUGCAGGAACCAGCAACUUCCUGGAAUGCAGUGACUUACAUUCAAGUGCAGUACGAGAGCAAAAAUAAGUCAUCCAACAAAGAGAUAUACACUCACAUCACCUGUGGCCACGGACACCAACAACAUCCAGUUUGUCUUUGAUGCUGUAACUGAUGUCAUAAUUGCCAAUAACAUUGCGUGGAUGUGGACUGUAAUUAAAACCCCUUCCUCCCCCCGCUUCCUGUAGAAGAAUCGCAAUUCAUUGCAUUGUUUGGUUCGGUCCUCCUUACUCUUCGUAUGUAGCCCUAAGACCCAUCGUUUUGUUUCAGAUGUAGAGGUUGGGGAGCAUGGGUUACGCACUCUACUUUGAUCUGUCAUGGUGGGAAAAGAGAUCUUGAAAAACUGCUGUCUGUGCCUCAAUUCACAGGGCUUUUUGUUCACCGCA
Molecule: messenger RNA, 2037 nt
Organism: Thamnophis elegans (Western terrestrial garter snake)
Lineage: Eukaryota; Metazoa; Chordata; Lepidosauria; Squamata; Natricidae
Product: guanine nucleotide-binding protein G(o) subunit alpha
Exons: 8
Coding region: 743-1681 (312 amino acids)
Biological process (GO): adenylate cyclase-modulating G protein-coupled receptor signaling pathway; G protein-coupled dopamine receptor signaling pathway
Cellular component (GO): heterotrimeric G-protein complex
Molecular function (GO): GTPase activity; corticotropin-releasing hormone receptor 1 binding; mu-type opioid receptor binding
Source: RefSeq, a predicted model, not a curated record